Culicoides brevitarsis is the source of this 547-nucleotide messenger RNA. RefSeq names its product globin CTT-VIIB-7-like. The transcript has 3 exons. Gene Ontology annotation, molecular function: oxygen binding; heme binding; oxygen carrier activity. Bases 70 to 531 code for a protein of 153 amino acids. The record is from RefSeq and is a predicted model, not a curated record. Gene Ontology annotation, biological process: response to hypoxia; oxygen transport. NCBI's taxonomy places the organism in Eukaryota, Metazoa, Arthropoda, Insecta, Diptera, Ceratopogonidae.
CAAGUGUAACAAGUCUCUCGACUCUCGAAUUUCGCUGUUUUUUAGUUGCUUUUACACGAACUCGUCAUCAUGUCUUCUCAGCUCACAGAAGCACAAAUCCACGCCAUUGUCGAAUCAUGGAAGAUCCCUUCCUCCAUCCCAAUUGAUGCCGGCGAGAUAAUUCUCUUCAAAUUCUUGGAAAAAUAUCCCGACAACCAACAAAAAUUCGCCAAAUUCAAAAACAAACCGCUGUCAGAGCUCAAAGGAACUCCCGCUUUUCGAGCUCAUGCUUCACGUGUCAUGAACGCCUUUUGCACAACUGUCGAUUGUCUUCAAUUGCCCGGCGGAUGGGACGAACUUCCGAUUAUUUGGCGGGAAAUUGGCGAAAAUCACGAACGCAGGAAAAUCAGCAAGGCAUCUUUCGAGGAAUUACGAGAAAUAAUUGUUUCUGUGCUCAUCGACGUUUGUAAACUGACACCCGAACAACAAGAAGCAUGGACAAUUUUAUUGAAUUAUAUCUACGAAGCAGCUUUAAGUUGCAUUUCGACUUAAAAAAAUUAAAAAAAAA